Molecule: messenger RNA, 1992 nt
Organism: Hirsutella rhossiliensis
Lineage: Eukaryota; Fungi; Ascomycota; Sordariomycetes; Hypocreales; Ophiocordycipitaceae
Product: transcription activator of gluconeogenesis
Exons: 3
Coding region: 1-1992 (663 amino acids)
Biological process (GO): regulation of DNA-templated transcription; cellular response to starvation
Cellular component (GO): nucleus
Molecular function (GO): RNA polymerase II transcription regulatory region sequence-specific DNA binding; DNA-binding transcription factor activity, RNA polymerase II-specific; zinc ion binding
Source: RefSeq, a predicted model, not a curated record
AUGCCCGACGACAUGGAGGAAACCGGCGACGUCUCGGAUCAUGCUUCUGAGAUUGACGACGAGUCGGAAUAUUUUGCCAAGGAAGACGACAAGAUGAUUGAUAACUCGGCGAAUGGUGCCGGCGGCAUCAAAAAGAAGUACGACCCCAAGGAUCCCCUGAGGCCAAGGAGAAAGAAGGCGAGGAGAGCCUGCUUCGCCUGUCAGAGAGCUCAUCUCACGUGCGGUGACGAGAGACCCUGCAAGCGCUGUAUCAAGCGUGGCCUCGCCGAUGCCUGCCAGGACGGCGUGCGGAAAAAGGCGAAAUAUCUCCACGACGCACCCGAGGAGGCCCUUGGACCGGUCCUCGGCCCCAAUUACAGCACCAGCACCUCACGCGCGCGACCAAACGGCCAGCGUCAGAACUCGGUACAGUCGGAUCUGUCGACCACGGCACAUGGAGGCAGCUUCCUUGGUCAAAACAACACGGCAUCGUUCCCCGUCUAUCCGGCCGAAUCUCGAGGUCGAGUAGGGAUACCAGAAGGCCUGUCAUUCAACCCUCAAACCUCGCCAGUCUCGCCCUCUUUCCAGGCCAACCCAGCAGCCAAUGCCCAGCCGCAGGUGGAUGGCAUGCUGCAGGGCAACCCCAUGGACUUUAACGCCUUGUUUGAUCCCAGCAAUCCGGCUCUGUAUAACUUUGACCUGGAAGGCCUCGACUUUGGCAGCCAGUAUGCCGGCUGGGAGUUUGGCAUCCUCAACAAGAUGGGCUUGGGGGCUGAAACGUCUCCCCGCGAAAACGCCAUGUCGCAGACGCCCUCUAACGAGGCCAACUAUGCAGCACUCUUCGCCAACGGCACCAACGGAGCCUACGAUGCCUCGAGCCUGUUGGGCAGCGAGUACCCUGGCGUCGACGCCGGUGCAAGCAUUUAUACCCAAGGAAACCUGCAGCACGGCCUGCCGCACGCCUACGCCAUUGCAGCAGGGCCGACGGGCCUCACCAGCCCGAGCACCGACGCGACAUCGAGCCCCCAGACUGCUUUGGACGGCUCUCCCAGCACAGGCGCCUUUGGUAGCUUGCCCAACGUGCCGGACGCGUCCAGGAUCAAGUCGAAACAGGACAAGAUUGCCCAGUCCAUCCUGGGCAAGCGACAACGCGACUCGGCAGCCAUCUACGCGAGCGUCAGGGAGCCGUACCCCUACACUGCCGGCUUCCACAACAUGAUUGCGGUCCUCCAUGAUCGGCUGCCACUUGAAAAGCUGGUCAAUAUUGUCAGGUCACUGGGCGAGAUCCGGCCAUCAUUUAUUGCGUGCACCAAGAACCUGACGCGCGAAGACCUAGUGUUUAUGGAAAAGUGUUUCCAGCGAACCCUGGUCGAGUUUGAUGACUUUCUUCAGCACUGCUGCGCCCCCACCAUUGUCUGCCGCCGAUCCGGCGAGGUGGCCGCGGUUAACAAGGAGUUUACAGCCCUGACGGGAUGGACCAAAGAGGUACUGCUGGGCAAAGAGCCCAACCGAAACGUGCACGUCCGCUGUUCGUCCAAUGUUGAGUCCACCAAUGGCGGCGACGAGGGCUCCCGGACCGAAGACUCGACUCCCGGCGUGCAGAGUACAGUGGCUGAGGCCAGCACGGGCGGCCGGCCGCAGCCUGUAUUUCUUGCCGAGCUGCUGGACGAUGACAGUGUGGUGCAGUUCUACCGCGACUUUGCGCAGCUGGCGUUCGAGGACAGCCGCGGCAAGGUGCAGCGAAACUGCUGCCUGAUGAAGUACCGGACCCAAGAAGAGAUUGACGGCAAGGACGACGCGUCACGCAAAGAUGACAGGACGAGCAUCUUGAGCAGCCGCGUGACGCGAAUCGACGGGGAACACGGCAUAUCCCGCAUUGAGAAGGAUGGCAAGGUGAACUGCACGUACUGCUGGACCAUCAAACGAGACGUUUUUGACAUUCCCAUGAUGAUCAUAAUGAACUUUUUGCCGAGGUAUUAUCCCAACCAGGAACCUCAUCAACUUGCGGUUUAG